AUUUGUAAGGGGCCUGAAUCAGCAAAGUAGUUAUUAUUUGAAAUCGUGGCCUUAGUAAUCAGGUGCUUGUCCUUGAUACAAAUGGAUGGUACUAUCCGCAGCAUUAAUGUCGGCCUUGCUUCUAUACUGGUCGCUCUAUAUUGCUUUGUCACUUGACACCAGAAUAACGUCGACUACUUCCUAAAUAUCCUUGAAAAUAAUUGCACUUACGCUUGCGGGCUCAUAAUCACAACCAUGUCUACCUCUACGUUUAGAAACAGGGUGACUAUCACGCAUAUCGGAACUGCCACAGCAAUCAUCGACAUUGAUGGCAUCACCUUUCUGACCGACCCUUUUUUCUCUCCUGCCGGCAGUGAAUGGCCCACAGUACACGAUAAAGAGCCUCUCAAAGUCCAUGUCGACCCUGCUCUAGGCAUGAACGAGCUUCCACAUAUCGAUGCCGUCCUUUUGAGUCACGAGAACCAUCCUGAUAACCUCGAUGAGCUCGGCCGCCAGCUACUCGAUGGACGUCAUGUCGUCACCACAUGUGAUGGUGCAAAGAAUCUUGCCCCCAGACCCAGCGUCCUCGGCUUCAAGGACUGGGAGGAGAGAGACGUCCUCAUCGCCGGAAAGCGUUUCCAUAUUACCGCUACUCCUUGCAAGCACUGGCCCGGUCAUGAGUGCGUCGGGUUCAUUGUCCGCACGGAAGAUUUUGGUGUUGCCCCCGACGGUCUCCCGAAUGCCAUCUACUUCACCGGCGACACCGUUUAUGUCGAAGAGCUCGCUAAGAUAGCCGAUAAGUAUCAUAUUGCGGUUGCCCUGAUGAAUCUCGGCAAAGCCACCUUUUACGAAGUCACCAGCGAGGGUCUACCCGGUCAACCAGGCGAUGUCCUUCAGAUCACUAUGGAUGGUCGCCAAGCUGCUCGCCUCUUCCAAGAUAUCAAGGCAGGUGUACUUGUGCCUAUGCACUAUGAGGCCUGGGACCAUUUUAAGCAGCAUGAGGAAGAGCUCUCGCAAGAAUUUAAAGAGGAGGGUGUUUUGUCAAAGUUUAGAUCUACAACAAGCUUGAUUUUAUUGGCAUGUUUUUUUACUAUUAUGAAUACGUGGGGCUUGAUCAUAUCUUUCGGUGUCUUUCAGACCUACUAUGUCACGACUUUGCACCGCGCACGCUCUGAAAUUGCAUGGGUCGGCUCCAUAGCCGUCUUUUUGCUCUUUUUCAUGGGACUCAUCAGCGGUCGUCUGACAGAUGCCGGUUAUUUUCACAUCACAACAAUCGUCGGCGCACUUCUCGUCGUGCUUGGGACAUUCAUGACCUCUCUAGGUCAUACAUAUUGGCAGAUCAUCCUCGCGCAAGGACUGUGCACCGGCUUGGGGAACGGAUUUCUUCUCACCCCGAUGAUGACCGUUAUCGCCACGUACUUUAGGAGAAGACUCGCACUUGUCAUGGGGAUAGUAGCCUGUGGAAGCGUGACAGGAGGUCUUAUCUACCCUAGCAUGGCAAGAACGUUGCUGCCAACGAUAGGUUUUGGAUGGACAAUGAGGACGAUUGGCUUCGUACAAUUGGGUACAUUCGCUAUUGCUUUGGCGAGUGGUAGGCCGAUGCGCUCCCAUAAGAAGUCAGGACCGAUUGUGGAUUGGUCUGUCUUUAAGGAGGUGGCAUUUACCUUGUAUCUCAUUGGUUGUUUCUUGGCUUACUUGGGUGUCUUCUUCCCGUUCUUUUUCCUGAGUUCGUAUGCAAAGGAGAUACGAGGGACUUCGUAUACGGAAUCUUUGAACCUCACGCUCGUUUUGAAUGGCAUUGGGUUUGUAGCCCGCCUGCUGCCUAGUCUUAUUGCCAGGUAUUUUGGCACCAUGAAUGUUUUCAUAGCAUUCUUGUUCGCAUCUGCACUAUGCAUGUAUACCUGGAUCCCGGUUCAUUCGACCCCUGGGCUAUACAUCUGGACCACAUUUUACAGUUUGUCCGUGGGCGGAGUUCAAUCUCUUUCCCUUGCCGUGGUGCCUAUUAUUAACCCAGAUAUUUCAAAGAUAGGAGCACGGCUAGGGAUAAUUUCUGCUGCAACAGGAAUCGGAGCCCUACUAGGAUCACCGGUUUCAGGUGCGAUUAUUUCCGCAAAUGGGGGCUCAUACGCUGGUGCCCAAGUUUUCUCAGGGAGUACUUUAAUUGCUGGAGGCUUUUUUGUACUUGCCGCACGGGAUUUUAAGAGGCGACAGAAACAAGAGGGCUUGUGGAUGAAACUAUGA
Molecule: messenger RNA, 2220 nt
Organism: Truncatella angustata
Lineage: Eukaryota; Fungi; Ascomycota; Sordariomycetes; Amphisphaeriales; Sporocadaceae
Product: major facilitator superfamily domain-containing protein
Exons: 5
Coding region: 235-2220 (661 amino acids)
Biological process (GO): transmembrane transport
Cellular component (GO): fungal-type vacuole membrane
Molecular function (GO): transmembrane transporter activity
Source: RefSeq, a predicted model, not a curated record